Messenger RNA from Triticum aestivum (bread wheat), 898 nucleotides. RefSeq lists its product as uncharacterized. Bases 122 to 700 code for a protein of 192 amino acids. NCBI's taxonomy places the organism in Eukaryota, Viridiplantae, Streptophyta, Magnoliopsida, Poales, Poaceae. The transcript has 2 exons. The record is from RefSeq and is a predicted model, not a curated record.
AGCACACGCAUAUCGGGUUCUCAUUCCGUCGCCGCACCGCAUCGUCUCUGAUCGCUGACCUCCCUCGCCGUCCAUCGCCGCAACUGCAAAACCCUCCUCGCCGUUACCCCCGCGACCAUCCAUGGCCACCUCGACCCGAGCACCGCUCCCGCCGUCCGACCCCGAGAAGGAGAAGCCGCUCGCCCGCUCCGCACCGGCAACCGCUCCCGCGUACCUCGCGAAUCCAGGGAAGAAGACGCACCGCCGGGUGCCGAUGACGGACGAGGAGCGGGGGAGGAUCAACCGCCUGAAGGAGCUGCACGCGUCAGGGAUCGAGGAGCUGCACGAGCUGAUGGAGAUACAUAAGGAGCUGCGCGACUACCACGACGAGCUUCUGUUCCGGCGGAGGUGCCUGGCCGCACGCCUGGUCAGCCGGAUCGCCUUCCAGCGCCGCGACGCCGCCUAUAUCAGGCAUCAGCUUGGCCUUGGCCUGAAGGUGGGGGAUAAGCUGCCGGAGGAGCUCAAGCAGUCCAGGCCGCCGAUCUCGAUGGCCCUUUUCUUGUGGCAUGAAAUGGGCAGGGCCUUGUACAUCGGCAUGGAUAACUUCAUGGAUGAGUACAGCAACACCGAGGAGUACCGGAGAGGGAUGCUGGCGUUGGUGCCCGGGGCUGUCCCUGAUGAGAACGGAGCCCCGCCAGAUUGUGUUGCCCCCCAAGAGUAGGAAUUGAUCGAGUCUGUUUGCUUGGUGUGGAUGAGUACUUGUUUAAUCCUGAGAACGAAAUGUUGCUAUGUUCAGGUUCAGGGUGACUACUUGUUUGAUUCUAUUUUGUUGAGGAUGAUUUUUUUUAUGGCUCGAGUGCUUCAACAAAUCAUGUGGACUAGUCUUUUAGUUUUGAAAAUUUCAGUCAUCUUGUGCGCA